Molecule: messenger RNA, 4776 nt
Organism: Rotaria sp. Silwood1
Lineage: Eukaryota; Metazoa; Rotifera; Eurotatoria; Philodinida; Philodinidae
Source: the annotation of a GenBank genome assembly
AUGUCUACUACUCGUCCUCCUCACAUUCCUAAUCAUAAAUCAACAAAACCUUCGCUCUACAGAGCAGGUCAACGAAAGCAAAAUUAUCUUCAUAAGUUUCAAGCCGGCACUACUACUACAUGGUCUGGUUAUACAAAUUUUACAGGAAAAUCUUUACUCAACUCAAAUCAACAGACUCAUCAUCGUUCAAAAAACUCAAUUGAUAUUCAACCAAAAUUACCUACUUCACAUUUAUUCCAAGAUAAACAUACAUCACCAUAUUUGAGUCUUAUGUCUAUUAAUCCAGAUGAUAUCUUAUUCAAACAACCACCAAGAAAAAAGACUGUUUCAAUACAACAAGCAUAUCAAAUUUACCAAAAUCAUCAACAUCAAAUACCGAAGAACAUUUACCAUCGUCAAUACCAUAAAAACGGAAAAAUUCAUCAAUCUCGAUCUCAAUCUCAAUCUCAAUCUCGAUCUCAAUCUCAAUCUCAAUCUCGAUCUCAAUCUCAAUCUCAAUCUCGCUCUAGAUCUCGAUCAAAUCAUCGCCAUCAAACAAAUGAAUUAUAUGCCACUCGUCAUACUCAUUUUAAUAACAACAGACAUUCUCAUGAUAACAAUUUUUAUCGUCGAAAAAACUCCUAUUCUCGUUCUCAUUCUCGUUCACAUUCAUAUGACAAAGUAUCAAUGUUACAUCAAUCAAGAAAUCAAUUAAAAAUAACACCUCCAACAAUAACAUCAACAUCAAAACAUAAAAUCAUACAUGGCAUUAUCUUAUCUGAUUCGAUGGCAUCAAAGUGUCGAACAUUCAAAAUUAAUACACCAAAUGUAAUUCAUGUUGAACUUAUUGCUAAAUCAGGAUACAAUUGUGAAAAAAUGGCAGAUUGGAUGUUAUCAAUAGAAGGUAAAAAUAAGAUAAAUGGUAAUUCUGUGGUUCUUUUUUCUUUAGGAACAAAUGACAUAGCACAACUUGGUGUCGAUCUUACAUUAAAACGUUGUGAAUGGCUUGUCGAAUAUACACGUCGAAAUUUCCCUUGCAUCCAAAAGAUAGGAUGGAUGGCACUAUCUCCACACUGGAAAUCAUCACGAUUCUUUACAGGAAAUGAAUUUACAACUCUUCAUCAAGAAUUUAACAAUCGAUUACAUCUAUUAUCGAAGAAAAUAAAUAUUGAUAUCGUUGAUGCACAAUUACAAGUAGAAGAUAUAAGAAUACAAGACGGUCUACAUCCAACAUUAUCAUCUGGUCGACAAAAAUUUGAAAAUGUACAACGACGAUGGUUCUUCCAACAAGCAACUUAUCUCUCUAGAACAACUGUACAACAACAAACAACACGCACUAUAACAACAGCAACAACAAACAACAAUAACUUGAUUAGUUCACAACAGCAACAACGACAACAACCAAUAACAACUACACGGCAAGUACAACUCAAUUCUACACAACCCUUUAUAGUAAACUACAAAAAAACUGAGAAAAUAAAUUUUCGUCACCCAUGUUUACCAAGUAGACAGUCGAUAAAGUACUAUCCACAUAAACUGAAACAUCCAAAUCAAUUAUUCCGUGACAGUACACCACCAGAAAAUAUUGACAAAGAUAAAGUCUUUCUUAUUGCAAAUUUAUAUUAUCAAUAUCGACACUUCGAAGAAGAAACAAAAAAAUGGCGAGAAUAUGAAAGAGUAGCCUCUUGCAAAGAAACACCAAAAGAAAGAACGGUCCGUUUUGCUAAUGAUGAGACAUAUAAUCAUCGAAAUAACGGUAGUAUCAAUAGAGAAAUACCUGAAAUUCGUACGGGACCAACUUCUCCAAGAUGGUCAGGAAACGAAACCUUUGACAGCGAAACUAACGAUGAAAGCAGACAGAAAACAAAGAAAAAAAGAAAAUUAAGUGAUACAUCUUUAUCACCGAUUGGAUUUAAUGUACGAACAAGAAAAGAUACGAGUAAUAUAGAAGUAGAUGAGGAUGAUCAAGAACAAUUAACUGAGCACUACAAUCCUCUAACACAAUCAACACCAACUAGACACAAUCAAAAUCAGUCCCCAAAUUCAUCAAUAUAUACACAACGUGUAAUACGUCGACCAUCGACAAGCAUAGAAAUUCAGUCGCCAUCUGUGGUUUCAAAAGAUACACAUAUAGAACAACUUCAUUCAUUUGACUUUUCUAUCAUACCAUUUGAAUGCAAAUACAUUCUUGGUAAUAACUGCAAUGCAGAAUCGAUAAAGAUGCAUCGUACCUUUCUAGAAAAAACAACACAACAAAUGGAAACAAAGUUGAACAAUGAAAUGAGCAAAAUACCAAUAGGACAAGGACGAAUACUUAAACAAUACAUCAUCAAUAACAUCGAUCCGCUCAUAGAGAGUCUCAAAGAAAAAAAUCGCAAACGUCUUGAUAAUUUGAUUCUAGAUCUAAUGAAAGAGAAAGCCAUGCGAGAAAUAAAAAUGAAGUGUGAGACACAUGAAUUUGAACAAAUAAAGAAGCUAGAAGAACAAUACAUGAGAAUGUUGAAUCUACAAUUUCAACAUAAAAAAUUAGAGAAACGAAUGAAUUUGAAUAUGCCACCCCCUUAUCUGAAUGCCAUGGACAAGUUACAAUUAUAUAGCAAAGUAUUAGAAAAGAAUGAGAUAGAACAAUUCACAGAACAAUGGAACAAUAUAAUUCGACAUGCAAAGAAAGAUUUUACAUCUAUCAUGAUAAUGGCAAAAAUUGCCGAAAUUGAAAAAAUAGAGAAAAAUUAUAAAGAAUCACUAGAAACAUUGCCAGAAUAUAUUCGAGAACAAUUUGAUGUUCUCAUUCAUACAACUAAGACAAGACAAGAUCAAACUGUAGAAAAAAAGAUUCAUUUUUUAGAACAAAAAGCCUACAGAAUGGGAAAAACAUGAUAAAAUCAAAGAAGCAGAAAAAAGUACAUCCAUAUUACACUUCCCUUACUUACCCACCUCAAGUUAAUAAUAAAGCACUACUACUAACAGAUGCAGAACGUAGAAUUUUGAAUUAUGGUCCUAAAUUUGUUCCACAAAAUCCAAAGCAGACCUUGCAAAGAUUAGAAAACGAAAUUGAUGUGAUGAAAGAAAAAGUAGCAGCCGCAUGGCGACGAGAAACAAGAACGGUUGGUAGAAAUCCAGAAAUAGUGAAUCGCUUUUGUGAACGUAUCGAAAAAGAAAUUCGAACAACUCUAUCAAAGGAAAAGAUGGUAGAUCCAAAAACGCUGAAGAUAUUAGGAAAUUUGAAAAAAGCACAAAGAGAAAAAAAAGUCAUCAUUCGUCAAACUGAUAAAUCUAAAGUAUUUCAUCUAGAAAAACCUGAAGUACAUAUAGAAAAAUCAACGAAAUACAUGUCAAAGAUGAAUGCUUAUAAAGAGAUAGAUAAAUCACCUUUAGAAGAUAUGAUCAAGAGUACAGAAGAACUUUUAGUUGAUUUAGUACGAAGGAAACUUUUACCAUCAAAAUAUCUUGAGAAACUAAGACCAUCCCGAAAUGACUCAGAACUUGCACACCUCAACUAUAAUCCCAAAGAUCAUAAAAUUGGAGAACCCUUACGUCCAAUUGUAGCCAGAAUAAAAUCGCCUACUUCAAAAAUUUCAUCUUUCUUAGACCGAAUAUUAAGACCUAUUUUCGAUAAAGUAACACCGUACAGUUUGACCAAUUCAAUUGAUCUUUUGAACGAUUUGAUAACAUUUGAAACAAAUGAAAAGACAAAAUUAUACACUUUCGACAUUACUGACUUAUAUACAUCGAUACCACAACACGAAGCAAUCAUGACGAUUUGCGAAAUGUUAGGACAGCAUAACAUAAGAAAGGUGAACGGUGAGAUACCGAUAAACACUAUUCGCAUCCUAUUGAAACAUGUACUGAAUAAUUCCUACUUCACACUCCAACUACCAGGACAACCACCGAGAUUCUUUCAACAAACGAGAGGGGGAGCAAUGGGAUCCGCUUGUACUCAAGUUCUAGCAGACGUAUAUGUACAAAAAUGGGAAAAAUCACUAGUUGAACAACAACAAGCAGAAAAACAGCUCUACCGCAGAUUUCGAGAUGAUGUUUUCUUGACUACACAAAAGACAGUUGACGAAAUGAACAAAAUAUUAACCGACUUAGGAAAAAAAGACCCUAACAUAGCUAUAACUUUUGAGACAGGUCAGUCUAUUGAUUACUUAGAUGUCAGAAUAACUGUCGAAAUACCUAAUUUUCGAACCAAAGUCUGUCGAAAACUCGCUGCACAACCAUACAUACUACCAUUUCAUUCCUCACAUCCACAACAUAUCUUUCAAAAUAUACCAUUCUCAGCAAUACUCAGAGCUACUCGCAUAUGUUCACAUAGGGAAGAUUUGAAGGAAGAAAUUCAAAAAAUUCGAAUAAUUUUACUACUUAACAAAUACCCACCUAAAUUUAUUGAUAAACAUAUAAAUCGAUUUUACAAAACCCUCACAGGAGAAAGCGGACCAGAAUUAUUAUUUAGUGAUCAACACAAAAAGUUCCGUGAGACAGUGCUAGAUAUACAAUGUAAUAAAAAACCAAAACAAAGAAUCGACUUCAACAGAGAUGUGCUAGUCCACUUUAUAUAUAGCCCAUCAUUAGCACAAUUUGGAGCCAAAUUUCACCAAAUUUGGCAUGAAAUUUUCAAAUCAACACCAUUAGAAGAUGUGCCAGUAAUAUAUGCAAAUCGGCUCACAGACAAUUUGAGUAAAAUCCUCAUACGCAACAAACCACAAAUAAGUAACAAAAAAAUACUACCCGCUAAAGAUACAUAAUUGUUCACUAUACGAGUAGAAACUAGUAUUACCUAAAGAGUAAAAAUAAACA